GCACGCACGCCCAGGAAGAAAUGGAGGCAUAUUUUCUUAAAAAAAAAAAACUUUAAAAGAGAGAGAAGAGAACAGGUGAAAGAAAGAGACGUUUAAGCAAACUCUCUCUCUCAUUCCUUCUGUUUGCUUUCUCUCUCUUUCAUUCUUAGCACGGAAGAGAGGAGAGAAGCCAGAAGAGAGAGAGGAAGCGAAAGGAAAGCAUUAUCUGUCCAAGCAAAAACAGAAAAGAAAAAACAAAGCAUAUUUGUUGAUUUCUGGUUUUUUUAUUUGUGGUUGAAAGAUUUUGGAAUUGCUUUUUUUUUUGUUGAAUUUGAAGUGAAGAAGAUGAUGGUAGCAAACAGUUUCGAUCUAUGGCAAAAAGAUGCUUUCUUUUCUGCUGCAGAGGAGGUUCAGGAAUCUGCUGAUGCGUCCUGAUGAUAUGAAGUAAGAAGGAAAUGUGUGGUUUGUUUAGCAGUGCAUGACUAUAUCUGCCUGUCUUGGUAAUAGUUGAUCUUCCAGGAUCAUGAAAUCUACUUCGUAAUGGAGUCAGCAUAUAGAGUGUGGACAAGAGAGAAGAGAGAGGGGUCAGAACCAGAGGAUUUGGAUGAACUAUCCAGAGAGCUCCAAACUGCUUUAGGAACUGCCAAGUGGCAGUUGGAAGAGUUUGAGAGGGCUGUUUGGUUGAGCCAUGGACAUCGUUCUGAUGAUAUCACAGCAUCUAGGCAUAAACAAUUUGUUGCUGCUAUUGAAAGUCAAAUAUCUCGUGUUGAAGCGGCACUAAGGGAAGCUUUUAGUGGGGAAGGAAAGCAACCUCUUCGAUGGGUGAAUCUGGAUAAAGAAGAAUGCGAUGAUUUAGCCAUGUUUCUAUCUGGAACUGUCCAAAUUCCGCAGAUUGUGAAAGAUGAUUGCACCACACUUAAAUCUCCCAUGAAAGGUUCUCUUGGGGAGAACCAUCAUAAGAGAAGAAAUUUGGACCUUAACUCGAGUGCCAACUGUAGUAGAGGUACUUCGGAUGAAAAUGAAUUCAUUACUAAUAAGAAAAAUGAACAUAUUAUAGAUAUAGAAGAGAGAGAAAAUCUUGGAAUGAGGGAUGACAUAAUCUGUCAAGUUGAUAAAACAAUUGGCUCAAGGAGAACAUGGAGUUCACCAAAUUUUGGUGCUUUGAAAAUUGUGAUUGCUCAGGACGAUGGACAAAGGGAUAAAGUGAUGUCAAGUGUUGAGGCCACUCCUAAAGAAAAAGGGUACAAACCUUUCUUCUGGAAGCAAAGGUGUGGAGAACAUUCUCGGGCAAAGGGAUCGAUUACUUUGUUCAAUAAGCUCUUUGGUCAGGCUGGUGGUCUCCAAAGGCAAUUGCAACCUCCACUGCACCUGCAGUUCAGCUGUUCCAUCCAACUUACUCUUGCUUUAAUGCUCAGCAUUUUCUUAAUUGUGCCUUUUCUAGUUUAUUCAGCUUGAGAAGAGGUUGUUUUCACUGCUCAUUGUCGAGGUGAAAGGUACUGAAUUUCUUUCUAGAGUGUAGAAAGUAAGCAGCAAGGAGAAGAUAACAGUUGUCAAUAUCUUCGAUGUUGUUUUUGAAAUUCAGGGCCAGGCAAAUCUACCUCUACGAAACACGAGUAGCAGCAGCAGGAUGGAGUGUUAUUUUAGAUUCCAUAGCCAUAGAAAAUGUGCAUGUACUCAUGUAGUCUCAAAUGUGCUCCUAAGAAUAUUUGGUAGUUCACACAAAUCCAAAUUAUAUGUAAACUGAAUUUACAACGGGAGGAUUGCCAAUCAUGACAUUGUCGAGGACCAAACAUGACUCUUGAUGUAGCAACCCUAACCAUUUUAUAGUUUGUAAAAAUGUCAUGUGCUCUAUAUCUACUAAUAA
Messenger RNA from Populus nigra (black poplar), 1843 nucleotides. RefSeq lists its product as uncharacterized. Gene Ontology annotation, biological process: Golgi vesicle transport. Gene Ontology annotation, cellular component: membrane. Bases 520 to 1434 code for a protein of 304 amino acids. Lineage: Eukaryota; Viridiplantae; Streptophyta; Magnoliopsida; Malpighiales; Salicaceae. The transcript has 7 exons. The record is from RefSeq and is a predicted model, not a curated record.